Cordyceps fumosorosea ARSEF 2679 is the source of this 1683-nucleotide messenger RNA. RefSeq names its product cell cycle control protein tyrosine phosphatase Mih1. NCBI's taxonomy places the organism in Eukaryota, Fungi, Ascomycota, Sordariomycetes, Hypocreales, Cordycipitaceae. The record is from RefSeq and is a predicted model, not a curated record. Gene Ontology annotation, cellular component: cytoplasm; nucleus. Gene Ontology annotation, molecular function: protein tyrosine phosphatase activity. The coding region runs from base 1 to 1683 and encodes 560 amino acids. The transcript is spliced from 4 exons. Gene Ontology annotation, biological process: protein dephosphorylation; G2/M transition of mitotic cell cycle; positive regulation of G2/M transition of mitotic cell cycle.
AUGGAGGCUUCCUCACCACUCGCGGCGCUGCACCGCCCUAUGCCUGCCCCGAGCUGGGGCGGCAGGGACAUCUUCCGCAGUCACCACCACCACUCCUUCGUAGGACCGGUGGCCUCGGCCGCCUUGAGCCUGCGCGAGCAGCUGCAGAGAGGCACCUCCGACUACUUUAGCUCCAACGAGCCUCGCGGAUCCUCGCCCGCCGCCAGCUUGGCCGCCGACCUCUCCCAGAACUUUCGUCUCGACAGCGAAGCUAGCCCUCACUUUCCAACUCCUCGCCGUGCACUCUUCACCGCCAAUGUCAUGGGUGGCUUCGAAAACAGAGACUAUGUCACCACCCCUCCGCUUCCCUCGUCCUCGCCGGCUCAGUUGACCGAAUACAUGGAGCUCUCGCCGCUUCCGCACAAGACACCCUUCUUUCUGCAAUCUGAGGCAGCUUCUCCCACGCCCAAUACCUUGCCUGGUGACGAGGCUAUGAUGCUCGACUCCCCGGCUCCCAUAUCGCGCCCGCCGCUGGACUUUCCCAAGCUACCGUCAUUUGCGGACCGUAGAAUCGCUGCUCCACGCCGUCCAUCCUUAAGCCGAAUGAGAGGUCACAACUCCUCGUCGUCCGGCACCGGCAGCAGUUUCAAGGCUGACGCUGAUGGUCAACUUCCGCCAUUUCGUUUUGGUGGCGAUUCGGCCUCUCGAACGAGCUCCAACCUCUCUCUCGGAGAGUGCUUCCAGUCCGAGUCGCCUACUCAAGAUUCGAGACCGUCUUCGUCCAAUAGCCCCUGUGCUCCCAUCCCUAUUGGCCUCCGUUCCCGCACACAACUCGUCACUUCCAACAGCAGCAGCCCUCGCCUCGGGUCACCCAUCGCUCACUGCAGACGGUCUUCCAACCCGUUCUUGCGAGCCCGCAAGCAGGUUCGUCGCUCCCUGAGUAUGUUUGAGCAUCCCGGCGAGGUCAUGAAUGCCAAGCCGCAGACCCACGAGUUGAUCUCAACGCCACUCAAGUCUGUCAUGGACAUUGAGGAAGCUCACGAAGCCGUCGUGCCUCACUUCCUCUCAGAUGACCCCACCGAUACCAUCCCACGCAUCACCCAAGACACCAUGCUGGAGAUUCUCGACGGCAAGUACAAUGAUAAGUUUGAUCACAAAAUGGUCAUUGACUGCCGCUUCGAGUAUGAGUAUGACGGUGGCCACAUUGAGGGUGCCGUCAACCACAACGACAAGGAGCUUCUCACCUCGCAACUCUUCAAGACUCCCAUUGGCGGGAGAUCCUUGCUCAUCUUUCACUGUGAAUACUCUGCUCACCGUGCUCCUCUAAUGGCUAGACAUGUUCGUGCUGAGGACCGUACCGUGAAUGCUGAAUUCUACCCUCGCUUGACUUAUCCUGAGGUGUACAUUCUCGACGGAGGGUACAGUGGCUUUUUUGCCAACUUCCGUGGCAGAUGCUUCCCCCCGGAAUACGUGGAAAUGUCGGACGAGAAGCACCAACGCACCUGUGAGCGCGAGAUGGGCAGACUUAGGGCCCGAAAGGGCGGUCUCAGCCGCGCGCAGACUUUUGCGUUUGGCCAGAGGGAUGCGGGUGUUAAUGACUCCCCCACUGCACCUGGUCGACCGCCAUCACGGCAAUUCCCCAUCAUGGGCAGCUUUUCCCCCAUUCCCGAGCGAUCACAUACUCGGCGCAUGGCUUCCUACUAA